CACGACCUCGAACAGGAUCCACUCCCCGCAGUCCCCACAAUACUUGACAUCAGCAGACAAAACGAUCCGUUCAAUGUCUCCCGGACGCGGGGUCUCGUAUCCCGGACGCUUGCGACUCAGGACGGUGAAGCGCUGGGCCACGGGGACUUGUCUGUGACCGAGAAGUUUUAUGCCCUUGACCUUCGGCGGCGGAACUGAAACGGUGAGGUGGUAGAUGCACCCCCGGAUGAUAGAGAGGACUAAGGCGUCGCGGAUGAGGGCGGAAGUCAGAUGGAUGUCGCGGAACGACGCGUCGGCGAGGAUGGGGGUCGGAAUCUCGAAGGACCCAACAAGAUAUUGCUCGAAGGGACGCGUUCUAGCGACUGAGAAAUGACACAGGAAACGUCGACGCAGUAGGCUGCCUGGUCGAGUCGCAUCCCACCUGUGAUGAUGAACUGGAGCAGCUGGCCGCCAUCGUCCACUAGCACCGCUUGAGAGGAUGCGGCGAUGCCCCCUUUGACUCGGGCAUAGAACUCUUCCAGAUCGCUCGGCAGUGGCACACGCUGCAGAUAUGAAACACAAGACGCCUUAGGGCUCGCCAUAUCUGCGGCGGCUCCCUCUGCGGACGACGUUGAAGAUAUGAAUGGGACCAGGCAGGGGGAGGGGUCGAAGAUAUCAG
Messenger RNA from Mycena citricolor, 658 nucleotides. The record is from the annotation of a GenBank genome assembly. NCBI's taxonomy places the organism in Eukaryota, Fungi, Basidiomycota, Agaricomycetes, Agaricales, Mycenaceae.